CCCAAAAUCAACGCCCACUGCGUCUCUUAACUUCCCAAAACUAUCACCAAAAAAUAUAAUCGUGCGAAAAAAUAAGAACUAAAAGCCCUAACUCUGUCGGGGCGCUCUCUUUCAUACUGGCGAUGGAGAAAAUGCAAAAUCUCUAACAAAACCCCGCUAUCUUAUUCUGAGACUGCUUUGAGCUAGGGCUCGAGCUUAUGUGUGAUACAUGCCUCUCUUACUCAUGUAGUGGAGUGGGGCGGAUAUUUUCGAUAAUGAUGGCUAUGAAGAUUGGGGCCUUUUGCCGCUUUAAAUUGUUUCCAUUACCGGAUUUGCAGUAGAUUUUUGUGAGUGUGGUAGUCUGAAUUGGAUUUUCAGAGUGUCAAAGUUGGUGAGGUCUCAUUAAAUUCGAUUCCUUUAAUUAGAAUAGCAAUAACCAGGAGCAAAUUUUAUCAAGUCAUGGAAGGAAACAGAAGAACCUUUCUUAAUAAACAUUCUAAUCCACAGUUCAAGAAGACAGCAGGUCUCAGGAAAGGAAAGCAAUAUAAUUCUAUUCGUGAAGAAUUUUCUGAGAACUUUCAUUCAUCAGAUACUGUUUACCGAAUUCUUUGCCAGUCUAAAAAGAUUGGUAGUGUAAUUGGAAAAGGUGGUAACAUAGUGAAAGCCCUCAGGGAAGAGACUGAAGCAAAGAUUACUGUUUCUGACUCUGUUAUUGGCUCAGAUGAGAGGGUAAUACUUAUUUGUAGUCCUUCUGACAAACAAGCAAAAAGACAGACUGCCUGUAAUGACCGACAAGUUGAGAGAGACGUGGUGGAGCCACAUUGUGCUGCCCAAGAUGCACUCCUAAAAGUUCAUGACAGGAUUAUCGAGGAAGAUCUUGGUGGACCAGAAAAAAACAAUAGGAGUGAAACUGUUGUAAGUGCUCGACUUUUGGUCUCAAACAAUUUGGUUGGAUGUCUUUUAGGAAGAAAAGGAGAUGUAAUCCAAAGAUUACGUAGUGAGACUGGUGCAAACAUACGUGUUCUUCCUGCAGAUCACCUUCCUGCUUGUGCUACGAGCAACGAUGAACUGGUCCAAAUAUCAGGUAAACCUGCUGUUGUGAAGAAAGCUUUGUAUGAAAUAUCAACUCUCUUGCAUCAGAAUCCAUGGAAGGACAAACCUUCUUUAAGUUAUCCUACAAACUAUGCUGGUCAAGAAUUUCAUCCUUCUGGUCCUCCCAUGAGGCCUAUGCUUCCUCCAGAAAAUCCUCAUUGGUUAGAACAUACUAUGGAUGCCCACCGUAUGCAUCCUAUGCCUUUCAAGGGAGGAUAUGGACUUCUACCUGAAGAUCUUGAUGGUGUUGCGCCACAUGAUCGUGAAGCCCCAUGCGAGUUCACUAUCAAAAUACUCUGCUCUGCUGAAAGGAUUGGUAGUGUGAUUGGCAAGGGAGGCUCGAAUGUCAAGCAGUUAGAGCAGGAAACAGGAGCUAGCAUCCAUGUUGAGAAUGCAUCUAAAGAAUCAGAUGAAAGAGUAAUUCGUGUCUCUUCAAUUGAGGCACUUUGGGAUCAAAGAUCACAUACUAUCGAUGCGAUUCUUCAUCUUCAAAAUAAAACUAGUGAAUAUUCUGACGAUGGAACCAUUACGACUAGACUUCUUGUCCCUUCAAGUAAGGUUGGCUGCAUUCUUGGACAAGGCGGCCAUGUUAUUAGUGAUAUGAGGAGGAGAACACAUGCAGAUAUACGUGUUUUUUCCAAGAAAGAAAAGCCAAAAUGUGCAUCAGAAGAUGAAGAGCUAGUGCAGAUCUCUGGAAGUUUUGGGAUAGCUAAAGAUGCCUUGGUAGAGAUUGCAUCAAGACUUAGAACAAGAUGUCUUCGUGACGUAAAUGCUAGAGGGGAAACUGCUUCAGUUAGGCCACUACCAGGAUUUGGCCCACCAGAUAAUUUUCGUGGUGCCGGCCUCCCUCUAUCGAGCACUACCAUAGCUGGGAGCUCAGGAAGAUAUGAACAUAUACAGGACAGUGUUCGUGAGUUUGAUUCUCCAAGAUUUCCGCUGCCUACACGAGCUACUGGUUACAUGGAUUUCAAUGAGGCUAGGAUUAGUUCUCUAUCCGGAUCAGCAGGGAGCCGCAUCUCCGAGUUUGCUGCCACAAGGGGGAGGCACCAGGAUCCAUAUUCAACUGGUCCUGAUUUUGGCGCUUCCGAGAACUACAGUUCCUCGCGGUAUAUUUACCAGAGACCUUCCUCUUCGGCUGGACCUAAUAACUAUCCUCCACCGGGUGGUUACCGGGGUUAUGAAUCAGAGCAUGGUAUGUAUCCAAAUCAUAAUGUAUCUCCAUCACCCUACCGGAGCUCUGAUCGCUGGACAGCUGCCCACCAUAAUAGCUAUACACAACAAGAUCCAUAUCAAAGCAUAAGAGGACAUGGUUCUUACUACUAGUGCCAAUUCGGCUAUUUUGUACCAUAACUUUACAACACAAUCAUAGAAUUUUGAAGUUUAGUGGUUAUUGACAUAUAUGCCUAUCGCUGACGGUUGCAUGGAAAAUAAUCUGUAGUCCUAGUUUUUUCCUAUGCUUUGUGCCUGAUGGUGGGUUUUAUCAACCACUAAUGUGUUAUUGAAGUCUCUUGCAGGUUGGGUUAGUGUUGAAAUAUUAUUAGCUGUCUUUAUCUUC
Salvia miltiorrhiza (redroot sage) is the source of this 2626-nucleotide messenger RNA. Its product is annotated as RNA-binding KH domain-containing protein RCF3-like. The record is from RefSeq and is a predicted model, not a curated record. The coding region runs from base 439 to 2394 and encodes 651 amino acids. Gene Ontology annotation, molecular function: mRNA binding. Gene Ontology annotation, biological process: regulation of gene expression. Gene Ontology annotation, cellular component: nucleus; cytoplasm. NCBI's taxonomy places the organism in Eukaryota, Viridiplantae, Streptophyta, Magnoliopsida, Lamiales, Lamiaceae. The transcript is spliced from 9 exons.